CUAACGACUAUUGAAACAUUUCCUAACAAAAAUUGAUAUUUUAUGUUUCUCCUCCCCUAGUUACUUGUUUGUGGCUGCUCCAUUUUGUUUCCAGCUAUUGUUGCUUUGGAGUGUUGCUGCAUUUUUGCUCCUCUCCAUCUGUACGUUGAUGCAAAUCCAACAUUUUUGUUUACUGUUUUUCAAAGUGAACACAAGGAAACAUUGUUAGUUCGAAGGCAAAAGAAGACUCCAAAUAAGAACCAAUUGCAAGUGAAUCUUUCUACCGCAAAGUAAAAGGGCAACCAGAAUGUGCCACAUACUUCUCAUGCUUCGCAGACGGGAGGAAUGAUGUUUGGAUCUCCAUCCACUUCCACUUCUACUGCUGCCAGGGCUGGGAAACGUAGGUUGCAGACACCACAGAGCAACCCCAUUGCUGAUAUGUUUAAUGUGCAGCUAAGAGAUGAGAUAGAUGAAUCCAUUGGCAAGUUCUUCUUUGCCAAUGGCAUUCCAUUUCAUGUUACACGGUCUCCUUAUUAUAGGGAGAUGAUGGCUAUGGUGGCCAAGGGAGGACCAUCUUAUGUGCCACCAGGGGAGACGAAAAUGAGCACCGCGAUCUUGGAUAAAUGCUAUUCCAAGAUCAAUAUUUUGUUGGAGAAGAUGAAGGCAUGUUGGGUGGCAUCGGGGUGCAGCAUAAUUAUGGAUGGGUGGACGGACAUUAGCCAUCGUCCAUUCAUCAACGUCAUGGUCACAUGUGCAAAGGGCCCAUACUUCCUUAGAGCAGUUGAUUGUACAGGGCAUCGUAAAGAUGUUGAUUUCCAGUUUCAGGUCCUCAGGGAGGCUAUUGAGGAGGUUGGGCCACAAAAUGUGGUCCAAGUAGUGACAGAUGCAGCCCAUGUGUGUAGAGCAGCAGGGAGACUCAUUGAGGCAGCCUAUAGACACAUUUGGUGGACCCCAUGUUGUGUGCAUGCCAUGAACAAUGCACUCAAGGACAUGGGGAAGAUAGACUGGAUUAGAGGAGUGGUCACUGAUGCGAGAGAUGUGCAGAUGUUUAUCUGCAACAACCACACUUUACAUGCACUCUUUAGGAUCUCCGCGAAGGAGUUCUUGAAACCAGUUGAGACUAGAUAUGCAUCCUAUUUCAUUCUCUUGGAGAGAAUGAUUGAGUUGCAAGAGGCAUUGCAACUCAUGGUUAUGACUAAUGAAUGGAAUAGGUGGGCUGAGGCCAAGACAGAGCAGGGGAGAAGGGUGAAGGAGAUAGUGAAGAGUGAUGUGUUUUGGAUUGAUGCGAAAUACAUUGUCUCCAUCAUUUCUCCAGUAUUCCAGGUGAUCAGAUAUGGGGAUGGGGAUGCACUUAACCUUGGAGAGCUGUAUGAGUGCAUUGACUCUAUGCUUGACCAGAUGAGGGCUGCUGUGCGAGUGAAGGACCCCUCUUUAGCAUUCUACAAUGAGCAAAUCCGGCCUAUCAUUCAGCGUAGAUGGGACAAGUUGAACACUCCUUUACAUAUGGCUGCCUUUGCCUUGAAUCCUAAGUGGUACAAGGCUAGACCGGGUAGACUGACACCGAUUCAGGAUGAUGAGGUGAAGGCGGGUUUCUUUAGGUGCAUAGAGAAGAUGUUUGAUUCUAGAGAUGCCGGCACAAUGCGCAUUGAGUGGGGAAGAUUUGCCACUCUUAGAGGUUAUUCAGAUGCGGCAAAGAUGGAUAUAGACACUAUGGCACAGGAGGACCCACUUUUGUGGUGGAAUUGUCACGGCCCAAAAUCUUUGACCACCACUCUAGCCAUCCGUCUACUAUCCCAGGUUUCCAGUUCUACAGCUGUUGAGAGGAACUUGUCUACAUAUAGCUUCAUCCACUCUCUUAAGAGGAACAUACUUACCUCUAAGAGAGCAGAGAAGCUUGUGGGUGUACACAGUGCUUUGCGUCUCAUGGACCGCAAGACACUUGUGUACAAGGAGAGUCCAGCGGCACGAUGGGAUGUAGAGCCAGAGGAGCCUUCACAGAUUGAUGAGGAUGAUCCUACCACAUCAGAUGCAGGGCUAGUUGGUGUGAGCUUGAGGGACCUUGAUCUUCAGGAGUCCAACAGUUCCAGUGAGGAGGAGUUCGCAGAUGAUUAGAGGCCUCCAUUAGCUACAUUUUGAGUUUUGUCAUUUUGUCUUUGACUCUAGUCUCUUUUGUAAUGCUAUUGCUACAUGUAUUUGUAUUUGGCUACUCAUUGUAAUGAUGCAUCAUGUAAUCAUCUUUAUUAUUAUAGACUUUGCAAUGGCAU
Messenger RNA from Cryptomeria japonica (Japanese cedar), 2243 nucleotides. RefSeq lists its product as uncharacterized. The record is from RefSeq and is a predicted model, not a curated record. The transcript has 3 exons. Gene Ontology annotation, molecular function: protein dimerization activity. The coding region runs from base 325 to 2091 and encodes 588 amino acids. Lineage: Eukaryota; Viridiplantae; Streptophyta; Pinopsida; Cupressales; Cupressaceae.